Messenger RNA from Paramecium octaurelia, 1259 nucleotides. Lineage: Eukaryota; Ciliophora; Oligohymenophorea; Peniculida; Parameciidae. The record is from the annotation of a GenBank genome assembly.
AUAGAAUGUAAUCUGAAAAUCAAGAUUAUGUGAGAUGUAAAUAUUGCAAGCAAAGAAUACAUCAAUGUCAGAUGUACGCACAUAAAUUAGAGUGCAAUCUGUAAAACCAUCCCAAUUACUAGUCUGAAAUCCAAUCUAGAAUCUCAGAAAAUCGGUCUCAAUUAUAAUCUUAAAACAAUCCUCAAUAGCAAUCAAGAGUGCAAUAAAGUUCCCUAAGAAAUCCUGUUCAGUAUGUCGAAUCACACAUUUAUCCUUCUGAAUAAGAUAACAACUCCAAUUAAAAUUCGAUGAUGAACAAUCGAAGAAGCUCUAAUUAUCCAGAAUAAUAAAUAAGUGCUUCCGAUGCGCAAAGGGUGCGUUAAUAGAAUCGUAAUUAAUAUACUGAGUCAUUAUUGAAACAAGCAUAGAAGAAAUGCGAAUACUGUGAUUAAGAAUACCCUACGCAAAUUUUAGAAGAACAUUAUCCUCAAUGUGAGGCCAAAAAGGUAAUCGAAUAAAUGUCUAUCGAAGAUGAUCAAAUUGAAAACACCUACGAGUAAUAGAAUAAUAAUAACAAUUAUCAUUUUAAUUAACAUCAAAGUGACUAUCAAGAUGAUAUUUACACCCAUUAAUCAUAAAAUAGAAAUUAGAAUAUAAUCACUACAACUUAAGUAAUAGUCCAACCAAAUGGAUCAAUUUAAAAAAUUUUCACUACCACAAAUUUAGAUACAGGAUAAGUUAUUAAAAAAUAAAUCAUUACUCAAACUUCAUCAUAAUCAUCAUAAUAAUAAUAAAUGUAGUAAAUACCUUCAAUUCCAAUGAAUUAUCCGAGGAGAAGCACGAACCAAUAGAAUUCAUAUUUAAACAUCUUGGAUUAAUUUUUACGUAAUCCUUUUUUUAUGAAUUAAAGAAGAAGCAGAUUUUCACUCAUACCAAUGCCAAUGAUGUAAAUUCAAUCAAUAUAAUAGGACUCUUUAGCAUCAUCAUCAAAAUUAAGGGUUAGAAAAUUUAGCAAUUAUCAAAUAUGUACCAUAUGAUGGUCUUUCAUAGGAGUAUAAGCAAUGCACAAUAUGUAUUAAUAAUUAUGAAGAUGGUGAGGAAUUAAUUCUCCUUCCUUGCAUACAUAGAUUCCAUAAGAAAUGUAUUUCGGAAUGGUUUAAAAAUCAAAGUACUUGUCCUAUUUGCAAAACUGAUGUUACUUAAUAGGAGAUGGCAUAUGAAGAAGAUAAUUGACUAUGAUUACAAUAAUACGGUUCUUAAGUUAUCACAACUAAAUUAAU